This is a messenger RNA of Athene cunicularia (burrowing owl), 2764 nucleotides long. RefSeq names its product ankyrin repeat and SOCS box containing 14 (gene ASB14). Gene Ontology annotation, cellular component: cytoplasm. The record is from RefSeq and is a predicted model, not a curated record. Gene Ontology annotation, biological process: intracellular signal transduction. Gene Ontology annotation, molecular function: protein binding. The coding region runs from base 362 to 2170 and encodes 602 amino acids. Lineage: Eukaryota; Metazoa; Chordata; Aves; Strigiformes; Strigidae. The transcript has 11 exons.
GGCCUUGCAAUCACUCAUUAGGUGGAUCAGGUAACAAAUCAAAUUAUGCAGGUUUGCUAUGAAUUACUGCUGUUCAACUUUAAGAUGUUUCUAGAAUUAUUCCAAACUUUGUAAGUGGCAUGUUGACAACUUCCUGCAUUUUGCUGUACGUGUUCAUUUUGCAAAUUUAUUUACUUACUUUCAGUUUUACUUACUAAUUUUAUUUUUCUUUGCCCUGUAUUUUUUGUUGUUUUUUUUAGGCCAACUCUCUUGAAAGACAGAAGUGGAUGUUUUGUUAAGACUUAACCUGAAGAUUUAACAUCUGCUUUCAAUUAAAAAGCAGUGACUCUAUGAGAAGUGAUCCAGGUGGUGCUGAUUUGCCAUGUAUAAUUCUACAUAUAUGUUCAAUGAUGAUUCUGAUGAUGAAAUCCCCACCCAACGUGCUAUUCAGGAAAGCUUGCAAGAUAGGCAUAAAAUGGAAACAAGUCGCAGUGCAAAAACGGAUGAAAGUUUCCAGUAUAUUGCAAGUAAAGAACAUGGAAAGAUAAUUGCAGCAAUUCGGACAGUUAAUGUCUCUCAAAAUAUCGCAGGCCAAGAAGAGGCCUUGACAAAGUUGGUGAGGCACAGCUCUGCUUUUGAAGAAGCAGAUCAGCAAGGCUGGCUUCCUGUGCAUGAAGCUGCAGCACAGCUAAAUCAGAACAUCCUUGAAAUAACUUGGAAAGCCUCCCGUGCCAUUACGUGGGAACAGACCACUCUAAAAGGGGAAACACCUCUCUUGGUGGCAGUAAGAAAUUGCUUUGUGGACAAUGUCCGCUUUCUCCUGCUCAGUGGCUGCAAUCCCAAUGUUAAGAACGAAGAGGGAGAUUCUCCUUUAGUUAUAGCAAUUAAACUUGAUUCGUAUGAGAUUGCCUCCUUGUUGAUAAAUUCUGGUGCCAAAGUGAAUUUGCAGUGUGUCCACGAGAGGACUGCUUUACAUGAGGCAGCCAGACUAGGCAGGAAGGAUCUGGUGAAGCUUCUCCUUCGUUCUGGAGCAGACCCUGACCCUCGCAGUGGAUAUGGGCUCACACCACUAGCACUGGCUGCGCAGACCGGACAUACAGAAAUUAUGGAGCUCUUACUGCAAAAAGGUGCAGAUGUUCUUUCACAGGCAAUGGAUUGUGCUUCUGUAUUAUUUGAAGCAGCUGGAGGAGGAAAUCCAGAAUCUCUGAGUCUUUUACUAGAAUAUGGGGCUGACGCCAAUGUACCAAAGCACUCUGGUCAUUUGCCAAUCCAUAGAGCUGCAUAUAGAGGACACUUUCUAGCCCUAAAAAAUUUAGUUCCAGUUACUAAUUUUGAUGCCAUUAAAGAAAGUGGGAUAAGUCCAGUUCACUCAGCAGCAGCAGGAGCACAUCCUCAGUGCCUUGAGUUUCUCCUCAAAUCUGGGUUUGAUGCUAAUUUUAUGCUGGAUCAGAGAGUUCGCAAAGGCUACGAUGACCACCGGAAAUCAGCGUUGUACUUUGCUGUUUCCAAUGGGGACAUCUGUUCAACAGAGUUGCUGUUGAAUGCUGGAGCCCUGCCAAACCAAGAUCCCAUCAACUGUCUGCAAAUAGCCUUGAGAAUGGGCAACUAUGAGUUAAUGAAUCUACUGCUCCAACACGGGGCUAACGUCAAUUACUUCUGCAGAGUGAAUACAACGCAUUUUCCAUCAGCUCUACAGUAUGCUCUGAAAGAUGAAGUCAUGUUAAGAAUGCUGAUGAACUAUGGCUAUGAUGUGCACCGCUGCUUUGAUUGCCCUCAGGGGAACAGUUCGCAUUCCCAGUAUGUGACUGACGGAUGGACUUCUACUGUUAUCAAAGAUACAAUGUUCUGUGAAGUGAUAACCUUGUCAUGGUUGAAGCAUCUGUCUGGGAAAGUAGUGCGAGUCAUGUUAGAUUACGUUGAUCACGUUCCUAUCUGCUGGAAGCUAGAGGCAGUUCUCAAAGAACAGGAACUCUGGCCAGACAUCAAUUUGAUUUUAACAAAUCCUCGCUCUCUGAAGCAUCUUUGUCGUCUGAAGAUACGGGCAUGCAUGGGCCGAUUACGUCUGCGUUGUCCUGUCUUCAUGACCUUCCUUCCGCUGCCAAACUGCUUGAAAGACUACGUACGGUACAAGGAGUAUGAUCUUUAUGGACAGAGAAACUUCGUGGGAACCUGCAACCCCGACUGUACAUAAUUACUAGUUCUAUAUGUUGAAGGGAAUGUUGAUGUGGAAGACUGUUGUGCAGCUGCUUUUUUCUUUUGGGAUUCUAUCUCCUAUGUAUAUUAAGGAAUAGCAGCAUUUCCCCCUCACACCCUGAAGAAAAUGGGGAGAAGCCAAAAAUAUUUUGAGCCUCCAGAUUCACCAAAAGGAUUUGUGCGUCUAUUAAAAAAUGAAAACAUUAAACCACGAGUCAGAUGACAAGAACCACUAGUGAAUGAUGUAGUAGUCUCAUGCUGCAUCAAAUAAGAACAUGUAAUGAUUUCACAGACUUGUAAUCUGGACGAAUGUAUGAUAAAUCAUAAGGACAAGCAAUUUAAUCAGGAAUUAAAUAUAAAUUGCUGUAUUUGAGGGCUCAAGUUAUGGGAAACAUACCAGAUAUUAUUGUCCUAUUGCUGCCAUAGAGAGUUUUGCUCACAUGUGGGGUUUUUUAUAUCUGAAUUAAGCCCAAGUCAAAACUUUGUUAAUAUUUGAAAAGACAAUAGUUUUAGGGGAUGAAAUUUCACAGAAGAGCUUCAGGAAAUACCACCAAAAGCUAGUUCUGUCAGGACUCUAUAGGAGCACCACACU